CACACUUUGUAGGACUGGCAGAGCAAACGGGGUCCUUUGUACCAAACAUAGCAAGGGAACCCCUUGGGGUGGAAGGCAGGAGCCUUGCCACUUGUGUCCCGAUUUGCAGCAUCUGUCAGGUGUCAUGGGCCACUGCAGGCUCAGAGGGCUGGUUUAUCCCUUCUCCUUCCCGCACAGAGCUGAGCCAGGCCGAGCACGGGAGCACCAUGUACGAGCUCAACGAGAGCAGCUUCGACCCCAUCACCUUUGUCCUGACGGGCAUCCCGGGCAUGGAGGAGUCCCACAUCUGGAUCUCCGUCCCCUUCUGCCUGAUGUACCUCACUGCUGUGCUCAGCAACCUGCUGCUGCUCUUGGCCAUCGCCACGGACCGCAGCCUGCAUGAGCCCAUGUACCUCUUCCUGGCCAUGCUGGCCCUGUCCGACCUCCUGCUGUCCACCACCACCGUGCCCAAAAUGCUGGCCAUCUUCUGGUUCAGCGCCAGGGAGAUUUCCUUUGACGCCUGCGUCACGCAGAUGUUCUUCACCCAUUUCAGCUUCAUCGUGGAGUCCUCGGUGCUGCUGGCCAUGGCCUUCGACCGCUACGUGGCCGUGUGCGACCCGCUGCGCUACGCGGCCGUCCUGACCCCCUCGGCCAUCGGCAAGAUCGCCGCGGCCGCCGUGGCCCGCGGCUUCUGCAUCAUGUUCCCGCCCAUCUUCCUGCUGAAGCGGCUGCCCUACUGCGGGCACAACGUGAUGCCCCACACCUACUGCGAGCACAUGGGCAUUGCCCGCCUGGCCUGCGCCGACAUCAGGGCCAACGUCUGGUACGGGCUGACCACGGCGCUGCUCUCCUCGGGCCUGGACGUCGUGCUCAUCGCCGUCUCCUACGCGCUCAUCCUCAGGGCGGUGUUCCGCCUCCCGUCCCCCGAGGCUCGCCUCAAAACCCUCAGCACCUGCGGCUCCCACCUCUGCGUGAUCCUCAUGUUCUACGUGCCGGCCUUCUUCUCCUUCCUCACGCAUCGCUUCGGCCGCCAGAUCCCCAGCCACGUCCACAUCCUGCUGGCCAACCUCUACGUGGUGGUGCCACCCAUGCUCAACCCCAUUGUCUACGGGGUGAGGACCAGGCAGAUCCGGGAGCGCGUCCUCCGCCUGCUCUGCCCCGCGGGGGAGUGUCCCUGCCCCAGCUGGGCGGGCGGGUGCUGA
Molecule: messenger RNA, 1181 nt
Organism: Lonchura striata (white-rumped munia)
Lineage: Eukaryota; Metazoa; Chordata; Aves; Passeriformes; Estrildidae
Source: RefSeq, a predicted model, not a curated record